CGACAUCUGGUAUUUCUUCGCUCAUCUCCUCGGCGCAUACCUUGCCUCUUCUCCUUUCUAUUUGGACUCUGUUUCUGAUUCCUCUAUUGUUUCUCUCCAUUUCUCCCGCCUUCACUUAUCCAUCUCUACCCAAGGCCUUCAGAGUUUCAUCUCCGAAGGUGGCUAUUUCUUCUGGUACGGUUCAUAUAAAUUCAGAUUGAACAAUACAUUUUCUAAAUCGUCUUCUCAACGACUGCAGCAUACAACCCAAUUCCUUUGUCCCAGAUGAACCGUGGUAGACAUUCUGUACUGUAGAUGUGGGUAAUCUCCAACGCAACCGCAAGAGGGAGAUUGCGUCGACUCGAUCUACUUCACGCAAAGGCAAAGGUAAAGCGCGGGCCGAGUCUUGUAUUCAAAGUCGAGAUGAUUUUGAAACGGAUUACCAACGGUGAGAUGAUAUGAUGAUGUCCGACGAGCAAUUACAAAACCUAUUGUCCCAAAAUGAUCCACGCUUUGCACAAGAACAACAAUUCCCGACAACCAUUGAUGAAGAGGAGCUCGAGGAUGACGAUGCGGAGGAGGACGCGGGGGGCGACGGGACUCACGGCACCCCGGAUGAUGAGCAAGAGUUGGAGGACGAGGGCGGUUCACCCCAAAUUGGUAAGAAAUCUAAAUCUCCUAUUAUUGAAAACAAUUUUACAAAAAGGAAAGACAAAAAUACCGAAAAAUGGUACGCAAGUUGCAAUCAUUGCCACAAAGAGUAUAGCUUGGGAACUUCUGGCGGAUACGGGAGUCUCACAAGGCAUCUUAAGGGGAAGCAAACACAAAUAUCGAGGUUUGCAAAUUCUCAACCCUUUGGUAAUUUCUCCUAUGAUGAUCAAAAACAUUUGACUGGUAUAUCUCAUUUAAUUGUUGAAGAAAAUUUACCCUAUAUUUUUUCCGUAAGCCUUGCUUUAAGAGAUUAUGCUCAAGGUACUUUAAAUCUUCAAUUUUGAAAUUAUAGUCGCAAAACGAUUAAAAAAGAAGUUAUAAGGCAAUAUAACUUGGAAAAAGAAAAAUUACAAACAUUUUUCGCAAACUUUGAUGGACGUGUUAGUAUUUGUAGCAAUAUAUGGGAGGAUACUUAUCAUCAUUUAUAUUAUUUGGGUCUUACUGCACAUUAUAUUGAUGAUGAUUGGAAUAUGCAUAAACGUGUUCUUGCUUUUCGUGAAUUCAAUGAUCGUCACACUGCUGAUAAUAUUUAUAUUCUCAUUGAGCGUAUUUUAAUUGAGUAUAAUUUGAUUGGUAAGGUGUUUAUUGUAGGUUUUGAUAAUGCUAGUAAUAAUACUACUGUUAUACCUAGAUUGCGUGAAUUGUGUGGUGCUUCUACAUUGAUGGGUAGGUUUUUUCAUCAACGUUGUGCAUGUCAUAUUCUAAAUUUGUGUGUACAAGAUGGCUUAGCGGCAUUAAGAAAUGCUUUGGAGGUAGUGAAGGGGGGAAUUAAAUUGAUUUGGGCUAGCACUCCACUAAAAAUGCAAUGGUGGCAAUAUUUGAAAGAUAGACGUGUCAAUGAUUGUGUUUUUCCUAAAGAUUUGUCUAUUCGUUGGAAUAGUACUUAUAAUUUAAUUCAAGUACUUAUUAGAUAUAAAGAUCAUUUUCCUGCUUUUUUAAGACAAUCUUGUAACUAUAUUAUAAACACGGCUGACAUCGACACUUGUGAAAAAAUUGUUAAUGUUUUGCCAUAUUUUAAUAACGCAACUCAAACUUUUAGUCAUGUUUAUAAACCUACCGCAAACGAAUUUUUUGUUGAGGCUGUUAAUCUCGCCGGCUUUUUUGUGAAUUUUCCGAUGCUGCUUACAUUAGUUAUUUUUGUGAUUUCAUGAAACAAAAGUUUUUAAAAUAUUAUUCACAUAUUCCGCAUAUAUAUGGUAUUGCAUUUGUUCUUGAUCCUCGUUAUAAACUUGCUUACUUGGCAAAUUGUAUAGAUUACUAUUAUGCUUCUUUUUUUCCAACUCAAGAGUUCGAUGAUAAUCCCAUCGACCCUAAACAAGAAUUCAACGAGGUUAGUAAUUUAUUUCAUCAAUUGUAUAAUAAAUUUCAUGCACAAUAUGGUAAUGCACCCCCUCCCAUGCCACGAACAUCUUCUUCAUCUAAAGGGAAAUCACUUUUAAAAUCCGCUUUUGGUUCUCUUUUGAAAAAAAGUAGAGCAACUCCCGCUAUUGAACAAAGCUCAGGUAACGAGCUUUCUUUGUAUCUAACAUUGAAUGUUGAUUACGAAGUUGGGGAUGACUUUGACGUUCUUAAGUGGUGGAAGGAAAAUGAAAGAACGUUCCCGAUUUUAUUAAAGAUGGCUAAGCAAGUGCUAGCAAUGCCGAUAUCAACCGUUGCCGUGGAACAAGAAUUUAGUGCGGCCGGCAACGUCCUAACCGAUUAUAGAACGCGGUUGAGCCCGAGCUCUCUUGAGACGCUAGUGUUCUUCCAUAAUUGGUUGAAGGCCCAACGAAGAACUCAAAAAUGACCAUCGCUCCCACCCGUCACUUUAUGGAGGAAACAACCGAAGGCGGAGAUUCUGAUUGAUUUUUUAUUACAAAAUGUAUUACAUUUUUUAAAUUAAUCCUAAUUCUCGAUUGUACUUCUUAUUUGAAAUAAAUAUACUUGAAUUAUUU
Molecule: messenger RNA, 2624 nt
Organism: Cuscuta europaea
Lineage: Eukaryota; Viridiplantae; Streptophyta; Magnoliopsida; Solanales; Convolvulaceae
Source: the annotation of a GenBank genome assembly